Equus quagga is the source of this 2259-nucleotide messenger RNA. It is a transcript of the gene CCNA2, whose product is annotated as cyclin A2. NCBI's taxonomy places the organism in Eukaryota, Metazoa, Chordata, Mammalia, Perissodactyla, Equidae. The record is from RefSeq and is a predicted model, not a curated record. Gene Ontology annotation, cellular component: cytoplasm; nucleus; cyclin A2-CDK2 complex. The transcript has 8 exons. Bases 256 to 1554 code for a protein of 432 amino acids. Gene Ontology annotation, molecular function: cyclin-dependent protein serine/threonine kinase regulator activity. Gene Ontology annotation, biological process: mitotic cell cycle phase transition; regulation of cyclin-dependent protein serine/threonine kinase activity.
CUGCAUGAACAGCCGCCGCUCCGGCGGGCUGCUCUCUGCUUCUCCGGUGUGUCUUUGGCUCUCCACGCCCGGCAGUGCCUGUGUGCGCCUUUCGCAACUUCUCCGGUCCCACGCGAUCACAAGCGGGCGGGCAGGCUGGCCCGGGCUGCGGCGGGCGGCUACGGCUGGAGCGUUCCUCGGCGCGGUCGGUCGGCGGGACGGAGUGCACGCUGCUUGGCGCCGCAGGCUGAUCCCGCCGCGCCCCCGGGAGCAGUGAUGCUGGGCAGCUCCGCGCCCGGGCCUGCGGCCCGCGAGGCGGGUUCGGCGCUGCUAACAUUGCAGCAAACGGCGCUCCAGGAGGACCAGGAGAACAUCAACCCCGAGAAGGCGGGGCCCGCCCAGCAGCCCCGGACCCGGGCCGGGCUGGCGGUACUAAAGGCCGGGAACCCUCGCGGUCCAGCGCCGCAGCAGAGGCCCAAAACGCGACGGGUUGCUCCUCUUAAAGAUCUUCCUAUAAAUGAUGAGCAUGUCACUGUUCCUCCCUGGAAAGCAAACAGUAAACAGCCUGCAUUUACCAUUCAUGUGGAUGAAGCAGAAGAGGAGCCACAGAAGAGGCCAGGUGAAUCUAAAAAAACAGAAUGCGAAGAUGCCCUGGCUUUGAAUUCAGCUAUUACUUUGCCUGGACCAAGAAAACCACUGGCACCUCUUGAUUAUCCAAUGGAUGGUAGUUUUGAGUCACCACAUAAUAUGGACAUGUCAAUUGUAUCGGAAGAUGAAAAGCCAGUAAGUGUUAAUGAAGUACCAGACUACCAUGAGGAUAUUCACACAUACCUUAGGGAAAUGGAGGUUAAAUGUAAGCCUAAAGUGGGUUACAUGAAGAAACAGCCAGACAUCACUAACAGUAUGAGGGCUAUCCUUGUGGACUGGUUAGUUGAAGUAGGAGAAGAAUAUAAACUACAAAAUGAGACCCUGCAUUUAGCUGUGAACUACAUUGAUAGGUUCCUUUCAUCGAUGUCCGUGUUGAGAGGAAAACUUCAGCUUGUGGGCACUGCUGCUAUGCUGUUAGCCUCAAAGUUUGAAGAAAUAUACCCCCCAGAAGUAGCAGAGUUUGUGUACAUUACAGAUGAUACCUAUACCAAGAAACAAGUUCUGAGAAUGGAGCACUUAGUUUUGAAAGUCCUUGCUUUUGACUUAGCCGCACCGACAGUCAAUCAGUUUCUUACCCAAUACUUUCUGCACCAGCAGUCUGCAAACGGCAAAGUUGAAAGUUUAGCAAUGUUUUUGGGAGAGCUGAGUUUGAUAGAUGCUGACCCAUACCUAAAGUAUUUGCCGUCAGUUAUUGCUGGAGCGGCCUUUCAUUUAGCACUCUACACAGUCACAGGACAAAGCUGGCCUGAAUCCUUAGCACAGAAGACUGGGUAUACCCUGGAAAGUCUUAAGCCUUGUCUCCUGGACCUUCACCAGACCUACCUCAGAGCGCCACAGCAUGCACAACAGUCAAUAAGAGAAAAGUACAAAAAUUCAAAGUAUCAUGGUGUUUCUCUCCUCAACCCACCAGAGACACUAAACGUGUAACAGUGAAAGACUGCCUUAAGAUGUAAAUCACUCAAAGUAUAUGAUGUACAGUUUUUAUCCCAGGUUUAAUUUUACAAUCAUUUCUGAAUACAGAAGUUAUGGUCAAGUACAAAUUAUGGUAUCUAUUACUUUUUAAAUGGUUUUAAUUUGUAUAUCUUUUGUACAUGUAACUAUCUUAGAUAUUUGGCUAAUUUUAAGUGGUUUUGUUAAAGUAUUAAUGAUGCCAGCUGUCAGGAUAAUAAGAAUAAGAAUUAAUAAUAAAUUGAUUUGGAAAACUUGGUUUCUAAGUCAAAUUUAAUUUGAGAUAAAAAUUUGACUUUGACUUUGAGAUUUCACUCAGAAAAAUUAGUUUACUAUAGAAUGGGGACUGGGAAGGCUUCUCCUAAAGUUAAAAAAUAGUUUUAGGAAAACAGACAAAAGUUCUGACUUUCAUUUUCCUAAGCAACUGGACCAAUUUGCUGAUGUGGACAUAAUAAAUCUGUGCUUAUUUAUCAGUUGUGAUGAUCCAAGACUCUUUCAGCCCUUUGUAUACACUAUGAAAAUGCUUUUUCAUUCCUCAUCAACUUUUAUACUUAACCAAAAUGACAAUUAUUUAAAACCUAUUAAGAAGUUCUCCAGAACAUUUAUUUUAAAGCAUAAUGUAAAAAACUAUACAGUCAUGCACUGCAUAACGACAUUUCCGUCAACGAAGGACCACAUAUAUGA